AUGCCAAUCAAACCUAAUAAUGGCUCCAAUAAUUUUAAGAAACUCUCUUCUAACAAUAUUUCUCCUGGCACUAGCCAUGUUGCUGAUGAUCCCGAUGGCGGAGUUGGCCAUGUUACCACCGAUGAUCCAGAUGGUGGCGGACUUGGCCAUGUUACCACCGAUGAUCCAGAUGGUCAUUCGAGAUCAUCCACAUUGGCCAUUGCUCUUCAAAAGGCUCAAUUGGCAGUGGAUUUGGAAUCUUCUAAUAAUCUUGUGGCUGCACUUCAAGCUUAUAAAGAAACGGUAGAUUUACUUACUCAAGCUAUGAAUAGAUCUGUCUAUCAGCCUGAUCACCCAAGAAUACAGCUUAUUGUGAACAACAAUGGCGACGACGAUGGCGUUAAUAAUAAUAAUAGUGUUAAUGAUGUUAAAAAAGAAACAUUAAAAUUUGAAAAUAAAAAUUUAUCAACAGCUCCAUAUUCAGUUAUGUCUCAUAAAUCAAAUAAUUCAAUAUCAACAAUUAAUUCAUAUAAAUCAACUAGGUCAGAUAUAACUGCACCUGUUUUAAUUUAUGGAAAUGGAACAUACACAACAAAGUCUCUUGUGAAUUCAUGUGACAUUGAUGAUUCAAAUUCAAGUCAUUAUUCUUCUUCUGACAUAGGUUCUGGUUAUGGAGAAACAGACCCUAGCAAUGUUUAUACAACAGGAAAAAAUUUAUCGACUACCACACCAGCUCGUAUUUUUAAACCUCCACCUCCACCAAAAAUGGUUCCUCCAUUUGCUUCAAAAAGUUCAAACACGCACUAUGCUUCCAAUUCUCUUAAUUCUCUUUCAACUUCACCGCCAUCCGAAAGAUUUACAACCGGGUUUCACAUGAAAUCAAUUUCUGAUAAUAUUUCUAUAAGAAAACCUCUGCCCCCAAAUAUUUCAACUUUACCUUCUAUUGUAAAGUCGAAAAAUGACGACAAAUCACAUGAAAACAGUUUUCCUAAUAUUUCAGCUAUGUCAUUACAAAUCAAUGACAACAAUUAUCCAAGAAGGUCAGCAUCAAAUCCUGGAAAGCCCCCCUAUAAAAAUGAUAGUACUAGCUAUCUUAAUGAUCGUUCACAAUUAUUGGCAUCACAAAGUCACACUCAGAUACCAACAAAUCCUUCAACUAUAUGGAUGAAUAAUAUUUAUAGUUUAUCAUCACCAUCAUUAAGCAGUCCGCCACCAUCAUUACCAUCACAUACUGUUGGAGUUCUUAAUAAUGAAACUUCGCCUUUAUCAAAAAGCAAUGAUAUCGGCUAUUCAUCUUGUUUUACAAAUCCAAUACACAACCCAUUAUUUUAUAAAGAUGUUAAAUCCCAAAAUAUUAAUGAAUUUGGGUUAUUAGAAUCUCCACCAAACGACAUACAUUUAAAGCCAUUCUGGUUAAUACGAUUAUUAGAGCAAACCAUAACAACAGGAGGAUAUCUGACUAAAAAAUUAUAUAUCCCGCCUAAUUUAUGGUUGCAAGGACAUUCCAAACUAAAUGCACUAGAAACUAAAAUAUCAAGUUGUGAUGUCGUUUUGAAUUGUAUACUUAGAUUGGAAAGGGUUUCAAUUGACGAUAAUGAGACAUUGAUGAAGGAAUUAGAAAGUAUUGACCCUAUAUUUGAGGGAUUACAAAAUUCGUUAGCAAAAAAGUUGAAUUAUAUAGAGUCUACAAAUGGAAAAAGUUGGCAAAAUUCCAGUUCAUUCAUUAAUAAAUUAUCACGUGGCCUUGAUCGAAUGAAUGUGAGUAAUGCUAUGGAAGAUGGUAAUAGUUAUGCAGGUGUUUUGUUGAGAUUAUUUCAAAAAGUUCGUAUAGUGGAACCUAGUAAUGUCGCAAAUAAAACGUAUAGUUUUUCCAGAACCAACAAAUUCAAUAAAAAUGUUCCUAACAAACUUAACAUUAACACUACUCCUUACAAUAACGUUAUUCCCACAACUAAUAAUAAGGUUAAUAUUGAUUCCUCUGCUGGUAAGAGUAAUAAUGUUAAUAAAUCUCAAGCUAGACCUACUAGUAUAGUAAAGGAUCAUAGUAAAGCGGUAUCUUUAGAUUCUUCUUCAGAAAACGAAUUAAAAAAGUUAUUGGGUACUACUGAUAUUAAUAAGAUAAAUUCAAAAGAUCUGGUGAAAGCAGCUACAGUAAUACAAGCACCUCCAACUCCUAGCACUGCAUCUGCUGCAAUGGUUUUGUUAGCUACAAAAAUUUCUGCUUUAGAGAAUGAAUUAGAAACUGUUGGUAAAGAGAUGGCUGAAAACAUUAAACGUGAAGUAGAUCUGGAAUUCGAAUUAGAUAGUGUUAUAAUAAAAAAAGAAGAAGAAAUACAGGCUGUUACUAAACCAUUAGUUACUAGAAUAAGUCAACUCGAAGCUGAUUUAUUACAAUACAAAAAAUCGUAUUCUUCUACCUUUUCGCUAGACGAUAUCACUUCAAGCACAAGGUCUUCAAGAGAACAUUCUGAUUUUUUUUCUGAAGUUAACUCUCCAAAUAGUGCCUCAACUAGUAUUAAUACAACUCAUAAUUUUAUGUUUUAUGAUAAACUUUUAAAAGAUAACAUCAACGCUAGUAAUGAAAACUAUCAUGAUAUAGAAUCAAUAAAACAAGAAUUAGCAGACAAACAUUUUAAUGAAUUGGAAAAAGUGAAAAAUGAACUUUCCGAACAAUUUAAAAAAAAAGAAGAACGCAUAAAAGUAGAAUUAAAGGAAAGAUUUGAAAUUGAAAAAAAGGAAUUGUUGGGGAAUUAUUACAAUGAAAAAGAAUCAAUUGAUUUUGAAGAAAACCAAAAAUUAAAAGAUCAACUUAAUGAUAAGGAAAAAAUAGAAACAGAAUUCGAUCAACUCAAAUUUGAAUUUGACCAAAUAAAUUUUGAAAAAGAUCAAAUAGUAAUCAAAUUUGAAGGUUUAAAUAAUAAAAUUAAUGAGCUUGAACAUCUAAAUGAAAAUCUAGAAACAUUGCGUGAAGAAAUUGAAUCAUUGAGGAAGAGAAACAAAGAUUUAGAUGAACUUGAGUCAUCUUGUAAUGAAUUAAAAACUAAAAAUGAAGAGUUUCAAGCAAAAAAUACAAAAAUUGCAUCAGAAUUAUUUGAACUUACAAAGGAAUUGGAAAGGAUUGAAGUUGAAAGACAAUUAUUGGAAGGAGAUAUUAAAGACUUGAACGGGGAAAAAUCACAAUUAAUUGAUGAAAAAGAAGAAUUAAUAAAAGUAGUACAAACCUUAGAAGAAGAAAAACUUGCAUUGAAGGGUGAUCUUGUGGAAGCUCAAGGAGCUCAUGAUAAAGUAGCUGACGUUCUUAAAUUUAUGAAGGUUGAAUGGGAAAAUCAGUAUAAAAAUCUUAGGUCUGAAUUUAUUAAAUCAGAAUCACGAAUAAAAAAUCUAGAGAGACAAAGAGAAUUACAAGGUAAAAUGUUGGAUGAACAAGAUAUCAUUAUACCAAACAAUGAGUCAUUGUAUAAAAAUAUAUAUACAUAUAAACAAGAGUUAGAAGUGCUUCAACAACAACUUGAAACUUCAAAUAAAAAAAUUUCCGAGAAAGAUGAUGAACAAUAUAAUCUUAUUCAAACACUCGAAAAAACUGUAAUGGACUGUGAAGCCAAAUUUGAUACAUUAAAAAAAGAUCAUCAGAAAGCAUUAAAUUCAUUACGAAAACAACAUGAAGAUGAAAUAAAAAAUAUUACUACAGAGAUGCAGAAAAAAUUAGAAUUAAUGGAGAAAAAACAAAGAAAUACAUCAUCGAGUAAUGACAAUGGUAAUUUCGAAGAAAAUAAAAGGCAAUUAGAAUUAACAAAAGGUGAAUAUGAUAGAUUAAAUGAAAAAUUAGCACAGAUUCAAAUGGAAUAUUUAGAUGCAGUUCAUAAUAAAGAUCAAUUGAUAGAGGAGAAACAUACAGCCGAAAGAAAAAUCAAAUCUCUAGAAAUAGAACUUGAAAAG
This is a messenger RNA of Entrophospora candida, 3915 nucleotides long. The record is from the annotation of a GenBank genome assembly. NCBI's taxonomy places the organism in Eukaryota, Fungi, Glomeromycota, Glomeromycetes, Entrophosporales, Entrophosporaceae.